CGUACACGGAAGUCAUCCAGGAUCUUAGUUGUAUGAGAUUUGUUUCUUCCAGUAGACUUUCUCGUUAUAAUUUACUCCUUUCUUUCACGGUUAGUGCGCCGUAAUGGCACUAAACAAUGGGACAGUCGGUGUGGAAACCCUGAUAAGAUAAUGUGCAGUUAUCAGCCAACGGUUGUAUCAAGCGCGGGUCAAUGGACGCCAGGACUUGAAGUGCUGCUGUUUUGACAGCUGGGUUGAGCCUCCAGUACCUGGUCUGCCUGCCUGACAGAGAGCUGCUGAGAACAGACAAAACCCGAGGUUUAAACCCUGAAAGAGCGAUUUAUUUUGUGUUGAGACGAACAUCCACAUCGGUGAAGUUGCUUACAGGCAGAAAGCUUCCUACUGAUCAGUGGCCAUGGCCUCACCCCGGCUAAAGUACCUCUCUCUGGGCGUGCUGGUGUUCCAGACCACCUCCCUGGUGCUCACCAUGCGGUACUCCCGCACCCUGCAGGCCGAGGGCCCGCGGUACCUGGCCUCCUCCGCUGUGGUGGUGGCUGAGGUUCUGAAGAUCCUCGCCUGUGUGCUGCUCGUCUUCAAGGAGCACAAUUACAGCAUGCGAGCUCUGAACAGCGUUCUGCGGCAGGAAAUUCUCCACAAACCAAUAGAAACACUGAAGUUGGCGAUCCCCUCUGGGAUCUACACACUGCAGAACAACCUGCUGUACGUCGCCUUGUCCAACCUGGAUGCAGCCACCUACCAGGUGACGUACCAGCUGAAGAUCCUGACCACAGCUCUGUUCUCGGUGUCGAUGCUGGGCCGCAGGCUGGGCAUCUACCAGUGGCUCUCGUUGCUGAUUCUCAUGGUUGGAGUGACUCUUGUGCAGUGGCCCUCCGAGUCCGCAGUGACCCCAGAGAAGGAGGCCCUCUCUGCGGGCUCCCAGUUCGUUGGCGUGGCAGCAGUUCUGGUGGCGUGCUGCUCCAGUGGAUUCGCUGGCGUCUACUUUGAGAAGAUCCUAAAGGAGAGCAAGCAGAGCGUCUGGGUCCGAAACAUCCAGCUCGGGAUGUUUGGCCUGGUGUUUGGCCUCUUUGGGAUGCUGGCCUACGAUGGAGAGAGGGUGAAGGAGUCGGGAAUGUUCCAGGGAUACAACACGAUCACCUGGACUGUCGUGGCGCUGCAGGCGCUGGGUGGUCUGGUCAUAGCAGCGGUCAUCAAGUAUGCAGACAACAUCCUCAAGGGCUUUGCUACAUCGCUCUCCAUCAUCCUGUCAACUCUUAUAUCAUACUUCUGGCUCCAGGACUUCGACCCCACCAGCGUGUUCUUCCUGGGGGCCUUUUUGGUCAUCAUGGCCACUUUCCUGUAUGGCUACGAAGGCAAGCCGCCCCCCAACCCCAGCAGGGCGUAGGACACUCGCGGCUGACACUGCAGCAGCAGCAGGAGGUCCUGUUGAAGCGUCAGGACGUGGAGGGGAAAGGAGGACAGAGGGCUGGAGGAAAAGAAGGGGAAAGGUCUUUAUCAUAUAUUGUGAUCACAGAAAGGACAGAGGAGGGGAGCAGGAAGGGAGAAGGUAAGCAGGUUGGGAGCAGAGGGACGGGGAGAGACGGUUAAAACAAAAAGCAAGCACAACGCUGUGAUGGGUCUCACACACCAAAAGUGCCUCAGCUGAGAUGGCAUCCAGUGUUUAUAAUUACAGCUGUAGAGAUAAUCCUGGCUGCCUCACCUGCAGAUCUGGAGGGGUGUUCUCGACGGGACCGACUGAUUGUUUUCAUUAGGAGCCUGUUUGACUGCCAGUCACUGUUACUGCCACAUCAAUCACACCUCGACACUAAAGCAGGGAUGCUCAACUUGCCGCGGCCGGGGGCCACUGCCGCAAAAUGAAAAUAAAUAAUAAUAAUAAUAAAAUGAAUAAACAUUAAAAGCUCUUUGCUGUUUUCCAAUUAACUGACUUAACUAAAUUUACGUGGUGCAAGCAUUGACAAAUCAAAUGUUUGACUGCAUUUAAUAGCUAAAACUGCGUUUUAGUUGUAAAUGCUUCUGUUACAACAUAAGACAAAGCUGGAAUCCAUCUCCAUUUAAGCUCUUUUUAAGUGUGAAAUACAUAUUUAUGGGAGCAGAGUUACCCUCAUUUCUGCAUGCAUUUGCUGCUCUUCACUUGUUUUCCCUGCAUAAUUUUCAUCGGUUUGGGCUGUGUCACGUUGCGACAGCUGAUUGCGACCGUUCCAGACAAUGCUUGUGAUUCCACCAGAAGCCCCGCGGGGCGUUUCGGAAGCGGCUCUCCACUGAAAAUACACGACUGGUCUGUGUUUGAUGGACACCGCGUGAAGCUGCACAGAGCUGGACAGGAAGUCCGACACAGGAAAGGCACAGAGAAUCUUUCAGAAUAAAACACAGACUGCUAAUCGUAUAUCAACAAUAAACACCUUUAAAACAGACAAGAAGGAAACCACUAACUAUGUAGCCUACUUACUGGUGGAAGCACAAACGCUAAUGAAAAAGUACCAAAUCAUCAAAAGCUGAGCAAGUCAACAAAACUGGGCAGGCAAAAGGCUCCACUUCUGAAACGCUCCCAGUGGAUUAUGAAGCCCUGCAGAGGACAGAACAAAACCACAUCGCAGCCAGAAUGUGACGCAGCCAUGCCAGGUGGAAUCGAGCUGUCGUCUGAUCUUGCGGCACUUUGUGCAGCCUGAGAGGCCAUCACACCAAGAUCAGCCUUCUCUCUGUUACCAGCAGCUUAAUUUGCCCCAUCAUACAAAACUGGCAUGUCUGUCCCUCCGCAUAGCCCUGAAUAAUUGGUGUAUAAAAAAGCAAAAAAAAAACCCCACUCUGAAUCAAUUUAUUUUUAUUGUGUAUUAGAAAAUGGUCGGCGGGCCACCCGGCACCCUAUCGUGGGCCAGACUGUGGCCUGUGGGCCGCAAGUUGAGUAUCACUGCACUAAAAGAUUGAAGAGGCAUACAGGCAGGAGUUUCUAAAGCUUCUUCAAAACCAUGUUUUUUAGAUUUAGUGUGGGCAUGUUCACCUCAGAGCUGCUGUAUUUAAGGCUCUUUCUUAUACCACUUGGAGCUGAAAGCACAUUUCAACCCAUUUUUUCCCUGAAAUGAGCCUUCCCAGUUCCCUGUUGACUCUAAAGCUGCGUACAGCACCGCAAGCCAUAACACCAACCGGUCACAGUUAGUUUGGGACCACGGUUGGUGUUCAAGCCUGCUAUAGAGGUGGGAUUUGUACACGGCUUUAGAGGCCUGUCUGCCUGGGAGGCAAGACUCGGGGCAAAAAAACUCAACAUUCAAUGCACCAAGAGCCUUUAGACUAUGGUAGCUGAAGUGACCAUAACUCGUAUUGUUGUCCUUAAUUACAGCUCUCAUCUUGGGUUUUGUCCAGCUAUUUUUGGAAACAAUUUUUGUUGCCAGGCAACAUAUAGUCACUGGGAUGUCUUUGAUAACAUAUAGCGCAUCUCUCAGUGACAGAGCUGUGUUAGUGUCUGACUCUGGUAUGUCUGUGUCUGGUGGAGUUUAAUAUUUGACAGUAAUCUGGGUGUACGAAUAAAAUGCGACAGGAAUAAACUAAUGUGACACUUCAGAAACGCUGUUCUGGGCUGAAACAGGGGUUCUCAUUCAAAGCGAAUCGGACGGUUUAAUAUGUGGUGAGGAUUAUUUUGUACAACUUGAAAUUAUGUUAACUUCGGGUGUAAAUAAUAGCACCAUUUAAAUUGUAAUCUAUAAACCUAAAUGGAUUGUCUGUUUAACUUAUUCAUUCAUUAAUUAGGCGUUUAGGCGUCAAAGCCACUGAUUACAAACAUCCAGCUCCUCAUGUCCUGUGCUCAUGUGACAAUAUAUUCUGUUGAUUCUGAGGCAAAGUAAUCAAACAUCACUGAAUGUGGCCCAACUAAGUCUGAACUGACUGAAUUGUUGAUGCUAAUUACAUCUGUGAGGCAUUAUUUACACAGGAAAUAAUAUUGGAUUGUACGAUUUGAUUGGUGUUUUUCUUCUGGAACUACUUUUAUUUUUCUUGGGAUAAAGCGGGUAAAAUUAAUAACUUUAUUAUUUUAAUUACCAACAUGUGAAUCUUUUAUAAAAGAAAAAUGUUUCCUUUGA
This is a messenger RNA of Chelmon rostratus (copperband butterflyfish), 4064 nucleotides long. RefSeq names its product solute carrier family 35 member A3a (gene slc35a3a). The record is from RefSeq and is a predicted model, not a curated record. Bases 395 to 1381 code for a protein of 328 amino acids. The transcript is spliced from 8 exons. Gene Ontology annotation, cellular component: Golgi membrane. Gene Ontology annotation, biological process: pyrimidine nucleotide-sugar transmembrane transport. Gene Ontology annotation, molecular function: UDP-galactose transmembrane transporter activity. Lineage: Eukaryota; Metazoa; Chordata; Actinopteri; Chaetodontiformes; Chaetodontidae.